CUCCAGAAUCCUACAUAUACCUCCUUCAUCUUCUUGAUUCCUGCAUCGAGUCGAAUCAACUCUCGCUAAGAUUCGCAAAAUGGGCAUGGUAUUCGGCAAAAUCUGCGUCGAGACCCCGAAAUGCCAAGUUCUCCACUCCUGCGCCAACUAUGAGAUCCGCCACUACGCCCCCUCCGUCGUCGCCGAGGUCGCCUACACCCCCUCCCAGUUCAAGGGCGACCGCGACGGCGGCUUCACCAUCCUCGCCAACUACAUUGGCGCCUUCGGCAACCCCCAGAACGCCAAGCCCGAGAAGAUCGCCAUGACUACCCCCGUGAUCACCAAGAGCGAGAAGAUCGCGAUGACGACCCCAGUGAUCACCCAAGGACCGCCGAGGGGCGGGCGCGAGGGCAGCGGGGAGGAGGCGGUGACGAUGCGGUUCGUGCUGCCGGCGAAGUACGGGAGGGCAGAGGAGGUGCCGAGGCCACUGGACGAGAGGGUGGUGGUGAGGGAGGAGGAGGGGAGGAAGUACGGGGUGGUGAGGUUCAGCGGGGUGGCGACGGAGGGGGUGACGAGGGAGAAGGCGGAGAGGCUGAGGGAGUGGCUGGAGAGGGACGGGCAUAAGGUGGCGGGGGAGUUCGUGCUGGCCAGGUACAAUCCGCCGUGGACGUUGCCUCCGUUCAGGACCAACGAGGUCAUGAUUCCGAUCGAGUGACGGGACGGUGUGGAAUGGGCAAAGAUGAGGCAGCAGGGGUUUGGCCUUCUGGUGUUAUGUGUUUUCUCUAAUUUUUUGUCUUUUUCGUUAUUUUUCUUGUUCUUUUUCUCAUUUCAAUACAGAAUGUCGAAUAAUCUUUAAACUUGAUUGUAAUUUGACUCAAUAAAGAGUGAGCCUUAAUUCAUGCUUAGUGAUUUCUA
This is a messenger RNA of Eucalyptus grandis, 894 nucleotides long. RefSeq lists its product as uncharacterized. Lineage: Eukaryota; Viridiplantae; Streptophyta; Magnoliopsida; Myrtales; Myrtaceae. The record is from RefSeq and is a predicted model, not a curated record. Bases 80 to 694 code for a protein of 204 amino acids. The transcript has a single exon.